Molecule: messenger RNA, 2366 nt
Organism: Cynoglossus semilaevis (tongue sole)
Lineage: Eukaryota; Metazoa; Chordata; Actinopteri; Pleuronectiformes; Cynoglossidae
Product: protein Wiz-like
Exons: 5
Coding region: 825-2366 (513 amino acids)
Biological process (GO): regulation of transcription by RNA polymerase II
Cellular component (GO): nucleus
Molecular function (GO): RNA polymerase II cis-regulatory region sequence-specific DNA binding; DNA-binding transcription factor activity, RNA polymerase II-specific
Source: RefSeq, a predicted model, not a curated record
UUUCACCUAGUUUUAACUUUAACCAGUAUUUCUGCAGAUUAUUGAGGAAUCUAAACUGUUGUCUGGCCAUUAGCACAUAAUAAUAAAAAUGCUCUGCUCGCCUUUUUUAAAUGUUGUUACAUUUUUACAUUAACUUAUUUCCUAUUAAUGCUACAUGUUGUUUGUGUUCUUUUUAGAAUUAAAUAAUAUGUGUAAUAUGUGCUAUGCUUUGUUUUGCGGGUGUGUUUGAACUGGCACAAAUUAAUUCAAUGUUGUAAUGGAGGUCCACUAGGUGUCAGUAAGGUACUACACUUCUUGACUCUUGCAAUUCAUGCUCCUGGAGCGUCACCCGCUCAUCAACUGAGCUCCUGCUUUUAAUUUGAAAACACUACCAACACCGGAUACGUGUGCUGUCUCGUUUUUGCUAAGCUUGUUAUUCUUUAGCCGAUAUUUAAUUUUAAGACAUUCAUUUGAGGUUUAAAUUAACAAAGACUGGAUUAAGAGACAACUGAUCAAUCUCAACCUGAGACCCAAUAUGUGGUCACAAACUCCAUAUUGAACUCUCCCACAGCUGCGUCAAGCAAGUUCUAGUAAAGUCUGUGGAACAUACUUCAAGUCAAAUCGGGGUUUAUCAAGUCACGCCCGCUUACAUCUGCACCACCUGGUUGUGCCACUGUGAGGGUGAAGCCGAGCUGCUCUAAAGCUUCUCCAACAGCUCAUCGAAGAGCUCCCUUCCCAAAGCAUCCCAUCAGCAAAUUCCCCCCAAACCAACAACCAAUCUGGAGUCCAGAACUCUCUCUGCACCAGAGGAUGAGGAUUCCUCUUCCAAGGCAGGUGUUACCGUCAUGACAUCCCCUCAAAAGAUAACUCAACACAGAUCUUCAGUUAGCUCCCCUGAAAGAAUCAGAGAAUCAGGGGACGUGGUCCUCCCGUUGUCUCCUUCUGGACUCAGUAGUGGUGAAGGCAGCACCUCCUCCUCUUCCUCCUCAGAAAAACCAACUAAACCAAUAUGGGCACCACUGGAAACAGAUGCCCCUAUAAGCUUGAACACCAUUGAUGAGGUCCAUGUGUGCCAGCUCUGUGGCUGCUGGUAUGAGACACGUAAAGGCCUGUCCAGUCAUGCCCGGGCCCACCUGCGACAGAUUGGAGUUCCUGACAAUAAUAUUAAGUGCAGUCCUAUUGAUUUCCUUUACCAGCUAAUGGAGGAAGAAGACCUCAAACCCCUCGCCAGUUUAACGGAGGAGCCACUCACCUCAGACACUUCCACUAAGUCUUCCUUCAAACGUCCUGCUGAUCUUUCGUCUCCUUCCUCAUCUCCUUCUGUUAAGAGGCUCAAAGUGCCAGAGGAAUGUAUUCUGUGUGGAGAUGAGUUUGAGAACCGUAAAGGUCUGGGAAGCCACGCCCGUUCUCACCUGCGUCAGAUGGGAAUGAUUGAUUUAAUGGGGAAAAACACUGCAAUUGAGACCAUUGAAGAGCUGGUCAAAAGUGGGAUGUUAAAAGCCUUGUGCCCCUCCAAAAAAGCCAGUAAAUCCAGUUCAUCUGCAGUUACAUUCACAACACCAGCAUCUCCUGAUGCCCUACGUUUGUCUCCAGCUGUGGUCCAUACUCAGAGUGCUGUAAAAAACAUACAGUUGCCUCUUACUUACAUUACCAAGGCUCCAAAAGCUAAGAAGGGUUCUCGGUUCGCAGUGGACCCCCUGCAUAGAAAAACUAAACCUGAGUCAGUGGAAAUUGAUAUAUCUGUUCAACCAGAGGCCUCCAUUAUGUCCAUCACCAACACACCCACGCAGGAGUCACCUACUGCUGUUGGAUCUUUAAAGUCUUUCAGUACAGAUGUUGAGUCGCCACCAACAGUCCCUUGUGACUUCUGUGGUCAGCUAUUUGAAACCCGUAAAGCCUUGUCCUGUCAUGCUCGGGCCCACCUGCGCCAGCUGGGCCUUAAUUGGUCCAUCAAAACAUCGCCAAUUGACCUCCUGAAAGAGGUCAUGGAACACGGUGAACCCUCAGGCAAAAGCACAGUGCAGGGCUCCAAGCGGCCUCUGGAUGGCCCCCAGGCAAAGGAAAGUGCCUCCAACAACUGCACCACACCUCUGGAUUAUUCUGUGAAAGAGAAAUCCCUGUCUGGCAAGAGCGGAACUGCACAACCUGAGACGUCCUGUGAGCUCUGUGGAUUUAACUUUGAAAACCGCAAGGCCCUCGCCAGUCACGCGCGAGCCCACCUCCGACAGCUGGGAAUCAUUGAAUGGAAGGCAGACGGCGCGAGGUCGCCAAUCGAGCUCCUGAGCGAGUUGAUACGAAAGGACCCGGUCAAAGUGGCGGCGAUUACACCACGCCCUCAAAAGGGAGACCCUUUUAUCCAGAAGGCGGGAAAUUGUGGAAAAAAGUGA